CGCCUCUCCCAUUCCUUCCCGCCCCCUCUCCUCCCUCCUCCGUCCUGGGUUUCGGAUUUGGCGGCGAGAGAUGGGCUACGUCGGGAGCCACGGCGUGGCGACGCUGCGCCGGUACAAGUACAGCGGCGUCGACCACUCCAUCGUCGCCAAGUACAUCCUCCAGCCCUUCUGGUCGCGAUUCGUCCACAUCUUCCCGCUAUGGUUCCCACCAAACAUGAUUACGCUGACUGGUUUCAUGUUUCUACUGACAUCGGCCUUCCUUGGCUUUCUGUAUUCACCUCAUCUUGAUACAGCACCCCCUAGAUGGGUUCAUCUUGCGCAUGGAAUCCUUCUUUUCCUUUACCAGACUUUUGAUGCUGUGGAUGGUAAACAAGCAAGGCGAACAAACUCAUCAAGUCCUUUAGGCGAACUUUUUGAUCAUGGAUGCGAUGCGCUUGCAUGUGCUUUUGAGUCCCUGGCUUUUGGAAGCACAGCAAUGUGUGGAAAAGCUACCUUCUGGUUUUGGGUGAUUUCGGCCGUCCCCUUCUACUUCGCAACCUGGGAACACUAUUUUACAAACACACUUGUUCUUCCCAUAGUCAAUGGGCCAACUGAAGGCCUUAUGUUGAUCUACGUGUGUCAUAUUUUCACCUUUUUCACAGGAGCUGAAUGGUGGGCACAAGAUUUCCGGAAAUCAGCCCCCCUCCUAAAUUGGGUGCCUCUUGUUCCUGAAAUCCCACUAUAUGUCAUCGUGCUGUUCCUAAUGAUUGCUUUUGCUGUAAUCCCGACGGUGGGAUCAAAUACUCAAAAUGUUUACAAAGUUGUCGCAGCAAGAAAAGGAAGCAUGCUACUGGCACUAGCAAUGCUCUUUCCUUUUGGUUUGCUCAUGGCUGGAGCUCUCGUAUGGUCCUAUGUGUCUCCUUCAGAUAUCAUGAGAACUCAACCACAUCUGCUAAUUAUUGGAACUGGUUUCGCGUUUGGCUUUCUUGUGGGGAGAAUGAUUCUGGCUCACUUGUGUGAUGAACCCAAAGGUCUUAAGACAGGAAUGUGCAUGUCCCUAGCAUACUUCCCGUUUGCAAUUGUAAAUGCGCUGACUGCCCGACUUGAUGACGGAAACCCCCUUGUUGAUGAGCAGCUCGUUCUCCUGAUGUACUGCCUAUAUACAGUGGCACUGUACAUGCAUUUUGCUACAUCUGUUAUUCAUGAGAUCACCAACGCACUUGGGAUUCAUUGCUUCAGAAUCACCAGGAAAAAGGCAUAGCUCUGACCAGUGCACAUGGUCUCUGCCAAACAAGCAAAACACACCACUUAUCUUCGUUACACAGAUGAUGAUGUCCGAUUCAUAUUUGCAUCUGUUAUUACGGGGACACUGCCCCCAUCUGUCCUUACAGGGACACUGUCCCUGAAAUGUACAUCAGCACUGAGAAUUUGUGCCGAUGAGAAAACAAUGUAUAUGAAUCAGUUGGCAAAAUUUUGUUGUAUCUUGUGUAGAGCAGAUGCUCAGCGAAAACUUUUUGGGGAAACGUUGAGCUGAUUGGCAGAUGAUGCCUUUGUAACUUACAACAUUGUAUCAUCAACUGAGAUGCAGUUAGUGUUGUUGAAAAUUGAACGUUAUUUAUGCACUUUAUUUUCACCUUUUUUUU
Molecule: messenger RNA, 1622 nt
Organism: Lolium rigidum
Lineage: Eukaryota; Viridiplantae; Streptophyta; Magnoliopsida; Poales; Poaceae
Product: choline/ethanolaminephosphotransferase 1-like
Exons: 18
Coding region: 71-1240 (389 amino acids)
Biological process (GO): phospholipid biosynthetic process
Cellular component (GO): membrane
Molecular function (GO): phosphotransferase activity, for other substituted phosphate groups
Source: RefSeq, a predicted model, not a curated record